AUGAGUCACUUGUCAAGAUGGGUGACUUUCCUCUGGAUUGUAAAUGCCAUUCCUUUAUCCAUAAGCAUGGCAGUGAAUGAGAGGAUAGAUCACUCAUGUCCCCCGCUGAGGUUGGAGGACAGGUGGCAUUUGCACAGUCUGGGCGGAUAUCAUGAGUUCACAGGUUUUGAUUUGGCAGAAAAGUUCCUUCUUCGAAAAGGAACAGUGACAGAAGAAAGACCAUUAUUCCGGCUGGGAAGCAAGCCUCUCAUUAAACCCACAGAAUUGGUGUUUCCUAAUGGCUUCUCUAGUGAAUACUCACUUGUUUCCACGUUCCGACUAAGGAAGACCACAAAGAAAGAUCGCUGGUACCUCUGGCAGAUCUCUGAUAAAUCUGGAGGAUCACAGGUGUCUUUGGUUUUGGAUGGUGCAAAGAGAGUGGUUGAGUUUUCAGCCAAGGGCCUGUUAAAGAACAGUCUCCACUUUGUUUUUAAAAGCCGAGACCUUCACACUCUUUUUGACCGCCAGUGGCACAAGCUGGGCGUGUCCGUGAAGAGUAGCUCUGUGUCUGUGUACAUGGACUGUAAACUGAUUGAGCAGAAGCUGACGGAUGAAAAGGACAUCAUCGAUACGAGUGGACGCACCCUCAUCACUACACGGGUGGAGGACGGCAGGCCAGUAGAUAUUGAGCUGCAAGAGAUUCUGAUAUUCUGUGAUCCUAAAGUAGCGGAGUUGGACAGAUGCUGCGAAGCCACAGGAUCAACAUGUGAGUCUAAAGAAGGGCAUGACACUACAGCCGCUCCCCUGGUCACCGGCUACCUGCCCAGAAUGCUUUCAAAGCCGGCCCAGAAGUAUGAAGACAGAUGCCAGUGCUUGGCUGAAAAGGGUGAACCAGGCCUUCCAGGACUGGCGGGAAUUCCAGGACAAAAAGGGGAAAAAGGAGAGAAGGGAGACGCAGGAGAGGACGGGCUCCCCGGCAACCCAGGGGUGAAGGGUGAUGCAGGUACAGCUGGUUCACCUGGCACAGAUGGAACCCCAGGGAAUAAGGGUGAACCUGGGUUAGAUGGAGCUAAGGGGAUCGAUGGUGAAAAGGGUUUGAAAGGUGAUCCAGGACCUCAAGGCCCACCUGGUCUCAAAGGUGAUAAAGGUCUCCCAGGCAUAGCUGGAGAAAAGGGAGAACCUGGGAUGCCAGGUCAGCCAGGGCCGCCAGGAAAAGAGGGCAAAAGGGUGAGUAAACGGGAGCAGGCCCCUGCCUGUGUGGGCUGGGCUGGGGGACAGAGGGGGAAGGCAACAGCUGAGGGAGCAGGGAGGAGGGUCCUGGGUGGCCCUAGCCUGAGACAGGCAGGCAGGGGAUGGAAUGCUAAUGCAUGA
This is a messenger RNA of Chanos chanos (milkfish), 1350 nucleotides long. RefSeq names its product collagen, type XIX, alpha 1 (gene col19a1). Lineage: Eukaryota; Metazoa; Chordata; Actinopteri; Gonorynchiformes; Chanidae. The coding region runs from base 1 to 1350 and encodes 449 amino acids. The transcript has 14 exons. The record is from RefSeq and is a predicted model, not a curated record.